Molecule: messenger RNA, 1769 nt
Organism: Aspergillus alliaceus
Lineage: Eukaryota; Fungi; Ascomycota; Eurotiomycetes; Eurotiales; Aspergillaceae
Product: glutathione synthase
Exons: 2
Coding region: 103-1653 (516 amino acids)
Biological process (GO): glutathione biosynthetic process
Cellular component (GO): cytosol
Molecular function (GO): glutathione synthase activity; glutathione binding; ATP binding
Source: RefSeq, a predicted model, not a curated record
UCUCUUCAACGUGGGCGGGCUUUAAUCUUCUCUAAUUCAAUUAACCUUGCGACACACCUAUUUUUGCAAUCUUAUGUGUUGUUCGUCAGCUGUUUAUUAACCAUGGGAGACCAAAUUUACACCAAUUACCCUCCUCCGUUGAACCCCGCACAGAAGGAAUACUUGGUGGCAACCAUCAAAGAUUGGGCCACGCAGAAUGGUCUACUGGUUCGCCCUGCACCUACCUUGGUCCCAAAGGAAAUUGAUCCCUCUGGAGUCCUCGCGACGAAUGCCCCAGUAACUCUCUUUCCCAGCCCUUUUCCGAAAACCUGCUUCGAGGAGGCGAAAGCUUUGCAAACUGUAUAUAAUCGGCUCUAUGCUGCGAUAACAUGUAACGAAGAAUGGAUUGGCAAGAUCAUGGAAGAUCUCAUUGACGUGGACGACUUCAUUUCACACUUGUGGAAAGUUCAUCUUUCAGUCAAGAAAGAGGGAUAUGCCCAAACUUUAUCGCUCGGACUCUAUCGAUCGGAUUACAUGGUUAAUGCGCCGCCUCACUCGACAACUCCGUCCUUGAAGCAGGUGGAAUUCAACACCAUUUCAUCGUCAUUCGGAGGCUUGUCAUCUCUUGUGACGUCGUUGCACACCGAACUUCUUAAUUCCCCCCCCGGUUGUCCGAUUGCCUAUCCAUCUCACCCAUUGUUCAAUUCGAAUGUGCCACCUGAAAAUACAGCUGUGGAGACUCUUUCUGCAGGGUUGGCUGCGGCACACAAUGCUUAUGGGCCAUCGAAGGCAACACCAACUCUUCCCACGUGUGUUUUAUUCUUGGUUCAAGAGAAUGAGAGAAAUACAUUCGAUCAGUUGGCGCUUUUUAGGCAAUUGACAAAAGUUCACAAGAUACCCGUCUUCCGUCUGAUUAGCUCCGAGAUCCUGGACCACACAUCGAUCCCCAACUCUAAUCCGUCACGACCUCUUAUAUACUCGCCGCCUCACUCCCCAGAUACGCAAUUCGAGGUCACGACAGCUUAUCUUCGCUGCUUUUACGCACCGAGCGACUACAAGUCGGAGCGUGAUUGGGAAGCACGGACUCACGUCGAGCGUUCUGCGGCGAUCAAAUGUCCAACCGUCCUGAACCAGCUGUCCGGUUGUAAAGUUGUACAACAGGUUCUGGCUGAAACCACGGGCCCAGAUCACCUUGCAAGCUUCUUAUCUGACACCGACCCGGCUACUGUUGCACGGAUUCGGGCAACCUUUGCACCUCAGUAUGAUCUAUCCUCUAGUGGGCGUGGAAGGGACCUUGCGUUGAAUAUCGAAACAGCCAUGAACCAUGUUUUGAAGCCCCAGCGUGAGGGAGGCGGCAACAACAUCUACAAGGAAACCAUUCCUGAUUUCUUGCGCUCUAUCCCCGAAAGCGAAUGGAAGCGUUGGAUUCUUAUGGAACUGAUUAGACCACCCCCUGAGGCGAAGAAUGUAGCCUUGAGAAGCGAUGGCGAGGUCCUCAGUGGUAAUGUCAUCGGAGAACUGGGUGUCUACGGAACUAUUCUGUGGGAUCAGGCGGGUGGAAAGAUUUCUCACAACGAGCAAGGCGGAUGGCUGAUGAGAACUAAGUCGAACGAUGUUAACGAGGGAGGGGUUGCAACUGGAUUCUCCAGUUUAGACAGCAUUCUUCUAUAUUAAUUUUAGUAAAGUAGACUAGUGUGCGAUUUAGAGCUAUUAUAGUGAAUUCUAUAUUGUCGUUCGCUUACGCGAAAUAUAUCAUGAGAGAAUACCGUUAUCAUUCACUGCUAGUUGAC